GUGGUUGACAGCUUCCUAUUUUUUUAUACGUGACACUGCACCCGUCAGCACCCGUACAACCGUAUUGUUUGUCGUCGGUCGUCGGUAUUUAUGCGUGAUCGUUAUUCCGGCACAGAGCGCGACAGGAAAUAUGAUAAUCACCCAUAUGGUCUAGGUCGUUUGAUAAUAACAUGUUGCUAAUAUAUGAUAAGCCGUGUAAGUCUGUAGGCUGCUUUAAAGUAAGGCUCGCCGGGCGAAUAAUCGUCGACGAAUCGCAAGGGGUUUGCAACAGCGAAGAAACGCAGAAGGUGAUACAUGUGUCGUUGUAGAGUAACCUAGCUGACGAUCAUUCUGCUUCACAUUCGUUUGGACGAUUGUACCGUUUACUCUCUCUCUCUCUCUCUGGUCUGCGUUGAGAUUCAGCUAACAUGAUUGGAGUAUAUCGUUUGGGAUUAUACUUAUUACUAUUCGAAAGCUGCAUCGGCGAUUAUGCCAGGUGGAACGUGCAAUUGCUAUGUCCCGACCUAUAUCCACGAGUGUUCACAAGUUAUUUGCCUCGUGGAAAUUUGACUGGCGGAACUUACACGCAACAAAUUCGCUUGUCCAACAUACAAGACUGCGUUAUGGCCUGUUGCAAGAAAUCCUUGUGUAACGUAGCAUUUAUGCACAAUAAUACAUGUUAUCAUGUGGAAUGUGAGAAUUCCAUAGUAUGCGUGCCAUUAUACAGACCCGAAUUGGCGAAUGAUAAUCCACCGAGUAUGGUACUGAUCAGACCUGUGGAAAGUAACAAAGUGUGGAGCGAUUUCUUGGAUCAAGUCAAUGAUAAUAAUGUUGGAACACUAAGUACAGAUGGCACGGAGCAAGAUCAAGUACUGUUUAAUGAAGCAAGCAGAAUUAAUUGUAUAGAUCAAUCAGGUUGCCUAGAUAACGAAAUUUGUGUAAAACAUGGGAAUCCCGAUGUUGGAAUUUGUCAGUGUCCUUUAGGUUUCAAGCGAAACAUUGCUGGCACAUGUAUAAUGAUAGAUGAAAUAGACGCUGAGCUCGGUGUAACGCAACAAGCAAAAGUUCCAACUAUGAAAGAUAUUAGUACGUCGAUUAAGCCGACUAUGAAACAACUGUUAGUCUCGGCAGUUUCUAAGGAGGUGAGAUUACCAGAAAAUGAAGCCACAUUAUCCGCCUAUACUGUGCCCGCUGAACGGGGCAAUCAGCAUUACAAUUACGCUUGGAGUUUGCUCAGUCAACCAGAGGGACACACUGGAACAAUGACAGAUCAGAAUCGUGUUACUGUUAAAUUGAGUAAUUUGUCAGAAGGCCUGUACACAUUUAAAGUAGCUGUAAGCAGUCCGAACGCUUACGGAGAAGCUUACGCCAAUGUCAGCGUUUUGCCUCCGAAACGUAUCAACCAAGCACCAAUUGCCAUAAUUACUCCCGCCUCGCAAAUAGUAAAGCUACCGAAUACGGGCGCGGUCUUAGAUGGCUCGAAUAGCAAGGAUGAUGAUCGUGUCAUCUCUUAUCACUGGGAAUUGCAACAAGGUCCAAUUGGAUAUCAGCCUAACCUUGUGGAUACACCCACACUUCAAUUAGAUAAUCUUAUUGCCGGCAAUUAUACAUUCAAAUUAACAGUUGAAGAUUCAAAUCAUGUUACAAAUUCGACAAGUGCCAAUAUAACUGUCCUUAAAGUGACCGAUUAUCCCCCAAGUGCAAAUGCAGGACAGGAUGUUAUCAUUUAUCUACCUCUAAAUACAUUAACGCUUAACGGUAACUUAAGUACCGACGAUCGAGGAAUAGCCAAUUGGGAAUGGACAAAGAGUCCAUCUGACCAGAAUAAAGCAGUGGAUAUGCAGAAUACAAGAACACCUUACUUACAAUUAUCAAACUUAGAGGAAGGAAUGUACACGUUUGUACUUAAAGUAACAGACGAUUCUGAGCAAUCUUCCACGUCGGAAGUACAUGUAUUUGUAAAACCUCCAACGAAUAAACCACCAAAAGCCGAUGCUGGUGACGAUAUAAGCAUAGCAUUACCUACAACUCGUGCUGUUCUAAACGGGACGAGAAGUAAGGAUGACAUAAAGAUUGUCUUGUAUCAUUGGGAGCAAGUAAGCGGACCUAAUAAAGCGGAAUUUGCUACAGUUAACGAAUCCAUUACAAAUAUUACAAAAUUGACUAAAGGUGAUUAUUCAUUUAAAUUGACUGUUGUUGAUGAUAAUGGGAACGCGAAUUCGGAUACAGUCAACGUGAAGGUAACACAAAAUAAAAAUGCGCCUCCAAAAGCGAAUGCCGGUGGAGAUCAAGUUGUAACGGCGCCGAUUAGCGCUUUAAUCAUUAAUGGUUCACAAUCAAGUGAUGAUUUAAGGAUAGGACAAUGGCUCUGGACCAGAGAUCAAUCUAGUCUUGCGAUUGGUACUAUAGUUCAAAAUACAGAUAAAUCACCAGUUUUAAUGCUAACAGAUAUAAUUCCUGGUCGUUACGUUUUUCGAUUGAAAGUAACGGAUGAUCAAGGUCUGAGCAGUGAAGAUACGGUAUCAGUAAUUGUAAAACCCGAUCCACAAUUAUUGCAUUUGGUGGAAUUAACACUAAAUAUUGGGGCUAGCAUGUUAACUGUAUCACAAAAAAAUUCUUUGGUAGUGAAACUGCAAAUGUUAUUGCGAGAUGAAGCUUCGAUCAUCGUGAGAAGUUUCAGAGCAGAACCACAUACUGGAAAGGCUGUUUUGAUAUUUUAUGUGGAAAAAAAAGGAGGAAAAACAACAUUGCCUGGUCCAGAAAUAGUUAAAAGACUAAAAGAAAAGUUACUACAAGAUUCCGGUCUCUUGCAGCUGUCAGUUGCUAAUAUAGAUACCGUUGUAUGCCAAAAUAAUUGUUCAGGUCAUGGUGUAUGUGAUCAAGAGACGAGACAAUGCUUAUGCGAAGCAUUUUGGAUGCAAAAUUUAUUACAAAAAUAUUUUGGUAAUGGCGACUCUAACUGCGAUUGGAGUAUCCUGUAUGUGAUAAUAGCAUUGCUGUCAUUAGUUAUAUGUUGGGUUGGAUUUAUUUGGGGUCUUGUUUGCUUGUGUCAAAGGAUAUGCUCCGGUAGAAGGCGUUUACUUCGAUCUAAGAAAAAACCACCGCGUUAUUCUUUACUGCAACCAGAACCAGAAGAUGAUAGCAGUGCAUUUUCAACUCACAACAAGAUGGUAUUAUCGGAAUCUGACACCGAUUCUGACGAUGUUCUGUUUGAGCAUCGUAAGAGUAAAAGCGGCAGUCAUAUAAGUAAUCAUGUAAGAAAUGGUAAAUCUCGGAAUGGAUUUAUCAAAGUUGGUUCUCGAGUGAAGACAUGAGAAAUGCAAUAGUAACAGUGCAAGGAUAAAUAGCGCACAGCUAUUCAUGUAAAUUUGGCCAAACUUGAAAUGCUAGUCAGGAAGGUGUAUAUAAGUUUACUUAUGUACCUAAAAACAAUCGUCUCCAAAAUCGGUAUUGAUAACAAUGUUUCAAAAAAAUAGACUUUAAGUACUGUUUAUAGAUAUGCGACAUUAAUACAACGUCACAUUCUACGUCACGUUACUUAAUUCGUCUUAAGUAUUAUUAAUCAAUUCUAUUCUGUACCUAUUACGUGAUCUUAAUUGUAUCAGCAAUCGUUGACACGAUUAAAUGCGGCGUCACGUCAAUCUAUUUGAGAGCUUGUCUAAGUAUUAUUAUGGCCUUAGAAAUUACUUAAAUUAAAAAUUAAUAUGUAGUAAGCACUGUAUCAUCAAGUCUGUAUGUCGUUUAUAUGUAUCGCUUACUCUUUAAUAUAUACAGUGUCGAUCUUAUUUUUACACUCUAUGGAUACUAAAUAAAAUUUGAUAUCCA
Solenopsis invicta (red fire ant) is the source of this 3804-nucleotide messenger RNA. Its product is annotated as dyslexia-associated protein KIAA0319. The coding region runs from base 408 to 3293 and encodes 961 amino acids. Gene Ontology annotation, cellular component: plasma membrane; cytoplasmic vesicle. The transcript is spliced from 15 exons. Lineage: Eukaryota; Metazoa; Arthropoda; Insecta; Hymenoptera; Formicidae. The record is from RefSeq and is a predicted model, not a curated record.